AUGCACAUCCAAUUUGCCAUAAUUCAUGAAUGGAUUGGAUACCCGAAACAAGAUAAAUAUAUCGGUGCUAUAAUCUCAGAUGAUUGUGACACCACUGUUUCUGAUUCACCGACGUCUAAGCAACCAACUUCAUCCCUCGGCUCCAGUCAUUCUUCCGACAUUUCAAAAACUCGACCGGACCCAUUCGUUUCGUCAAAUACUUCCACUACAACUACACCCUCCACCAUAGGUGUACUAUCUACCCAGCCUAUUCAUUCACUCUCUACGAGCAGUCGUGUAAUCGUGGAGAUUGGCGGGCGCCUUGAUACUGGUCAUUCUAUCCUCCCAUAUCUGACCAGAGAUCUGGUUGGCAUUCUCCCAUCCUCGACUAGAUCUCAUGCUGAUAUCGUCGACAGUUCGCUGGCUAGUCGUCUGUUUGCUCCAGGACCAGCUGGCGCCGGUUCUGACUCUAAUACAAGUAGCGGUGGCUCUAGAACUUCAGGUCCAGAGAGCCAAGGUCUCGGCUUCGAUGGUUUUACUAGCAUAUCAACCGGCAGUGAUCAGGUGGCAAUCUACAAGGUCAAUGAAGAUCUUUCUGUUUGUCAGACUGCCGACUACAUCAAGCUUCCAAGUUCAGUUAGAUAUGUCAAAGCUGUCAUACGUAAAGUAAUUCCUGUACUCUACCACUUAUAA
Molecule: messenger RNA, 672 nt
Organism: Protopolystoma xenopodis
Lineage: Eukaryota; Metazoa; Platyhelminthes; Monogenea; Polystomatidea; Polystomatidae
Source: the annotation of a GenBank genome assembly